Molecule: messenger RNA, 1512 nt
Organism: Cercospora beticola
Lineage: Eukaryota; Fungi; Ascomycota; Dothideomycetes; Mycosphaerellales; Mycosphaerellaceae
Molecular function (GO): catalytic activity
Source: RefSeq, a predicted model, not a curated record
AUGUCCAAUCUCAUUGUGCGAGCGAAGAAGGAAGUCUUGCUUGCGACCAACUUCUGGAAGAAAUCAGGAGCCAGUACUUUCAUCAAUGAUGCUUUGGUCGAGCUUUCGAAGCGUGCAGGGUUGCGUGGCGAACGUGUCGUGGUCAAGAUUAUGUUCGAUCGAGGUGCUCUCAAGCAAAUAAUCAACAAUCACCAGAACGUAGACUCAGUCGGAUGGCAAGCUGCUGGCGUUGGUCUUCCGCCUCCUGAGCAGAUGCCAAAUAUCGACCUCGCGAUCGUCAACUUUCAUCGACCUCCACUCGGGACCUUCCAUAGCAAGUUCAUGAUUGUUGAUCGACAAAUUGCCACUGUGUCAAGCAACAACAUCCAGGAUAAUGACAAUCUCGAAAUAAUGACACAUAUCGAAGGCCCAAUUGUCGACUCAAUUUGGGAGACCUUCUUGAUAAGUUGGCACAAUAAGAUUGAGCCUGCACUGCCUUGUCGUGAGACUCGAGCUGCGCUUCAGAAGCCACCGACGUAUCAGGAGCAGACUUUCACAGCCCUCUUCGAGCCCGAUGGAUCUUUUCGACUCCCAGAAAAGCCGAUCGAAGCUGAGCUGCCAGAGCACAUGCCAGGCGAGCCUCACUAUGACGAGAACAUGAGCGAUGAGAUCCAGCGAAUGCGAUCCGUACUGAGGCCAUCCGAGCCCGGAGAACCGCACGUCAAUGCUGUCGCCCGGCAUCUGAACAAACCGACAGGGCUCUCUGUCAAAGCGACAGCUUCGGACAGGGACAACAACCUCAACUUCUUCCCUUUCAUCCCGUUGCCGAAUGUGGAGCCUGUCUCAAUGGCAAUGUGCUCACGCAAGCCGUAUGCCAAUAUCAACAACGAUUCCGUCUUCGUGCCGCAGAACGAAGCGUUCCUAUCGUUGAUCCGCAACGCGAAGCGAACAAUUUUCAUUCAGACGCCUGAUCUCAAUGCAAAGCCACUUUUAGCCGCACUGAUAAGCGCCGUGAAACGCGGUGUCGAAGUGACAUAUUAUGUUUGCCUUGGCUACAAUGACGGAGGCGAACUUCUCCCAGGCCAAGGCGGUACAAAUGAGAUGAAUGCCAAUUAUCUCUAUUCCCAGCUCCAAGCUGAUGAGAAGCCGCUGUUGAGAGUCCAUUACUACGUCGCGGCAGAUCAGGACCAUCCGAUCCACAACAACUUCAAGCAGAGAUCAUGCCAUAUCAAACUCAUGAUCGUGGAUGAGAGUGUUGCAGUUCAGGGCUCUGGGAAUCAGGAUACGCAAAGCUGGUUCCAUUCCCAAGAAGUGAAUGUUAUGAUCGAUAGUCCUGUCAUCUGUAAAGCUUGGAGGGAAGGGGUUGAACGUAAUCAGAACACGGCGCAAUAUGGACUGGCGAGCUCAGAAGAUGGAUGCUGGUAUGAUCCGAAGACGGGCAAGCUCGCUGGAGGAAGUUUGGGGACGAAUGCUGGUCAUUUCUCCUGGGUGAAAGGGUUCAUGGGGACCUUAAGAAAGGCUGAGGGGCAGUAG